This is a messenger RNA of Anopheles nili, 4614 nucleotides long. It is a transcript of the gene spn-E, whose product is annotated as probable ATP-dependent RNA helicase spindle-E. Gene Ontology annotation, cellular component: intracellular anatomical structure. Bases 1 to 4365 code for a protein of 1454 amino acids. Lineage: Eukaryota; Metazoa; Arthropoda; Insecta; Diptera; Culicidae. Gene Ontology annotation, molecular function: ATP binding; RNA binding. The record is from RefSeq and is a predicted model, not a curated record. The transcript has 6 exons.
AUGGAGGAAGACGACGAUGUUAACAAUUUCUUCAACUUCAGUAAACCAUUCCAACGCAAGAUCAUUUCCGGUGGAUACUGCAAUGGGUCAGUUGUGACGGGAAAGCUGAAUAUUCAGACACUACCGCAACGAAAUGUUGAGGGUACAGAGUACGCGGCAAAGUACAGCAAAGCCGAGGAAGCCAGACUGAUGGAGAGUUGGGUAAAUGAUGCCUUGCAUCAAACAACGACAUCGCACCUUGACGACGUCGAUGACGCCUUGUCACUGGCGGAGGAGGACACGGAGCACCUGCAGCGCGUACGAGCCCAGGAACUCAUGGAGCCUUUGUUCAGUCGGUUCAAUUUCACCGUUAACUCCAGCGCCUUGAGUAUUCAUCAAUCGAAACACGCCAUUUUGAAUGCGAUUCGCGAAAACCCCGUCGUCGUGUUGCAGGGAACGACAGGAUGUGGCAAAACCACCCAAGUACCGCAGUACCUGCUCGAGGACGCGUACAACCGCAAGGAGUACUGCAAUAUUAUUGUCACGCAACCGCGCAAAAUUGCCACCGCGUCCAUUGCGAAGCGCGUGGCCGAAGAGCGAUCCUGCGAGCUUGGUUCUCUGGUAGGAUUCAAGGUGGGCUUGAAGGAAGUGGUUAGCAACGAUACACGCUUGAUGUACGUUACGACGGGCGUCCUGUUGAACAUCCUCAUAACCUCAAAGUCGCUGAGCCGCUACACGCACAUCAUUUUGGAUGAAGUGCAUGAGCGCGAGGUGGAUAUGGACUUUCUGCUAAUCAUCGUGCGCCGGCUGCUGCCUAUAUCACGCAAUACCAAGAUCAUUCUCAUGUCGGCCACCAUCGAGGCGCAGGAGUUUGCACAGUACUUCAAAAUUCCCGGCCCAAACAGCCUGCUGGCACCGCAGCUCUCCGUGUCCAAAUGCCGGCAGCACAACGUGGCGGUUUUCUACUUGGAUAAUCUGGAAAAGCUAGCGAUCGAUUUCAGCCUCAAGUACGAUCAGCCAGAAGUCCACGACAAGAUGUACUUUCUGGCCGCAAAACUGGCGAUCGUGUGCGAUCGCCUUAUCGACGAGUACGAGUCGCCAGCGCAGAUCGAUUACAAACCAUCGAUUAUCAUGUUCCUGCCGGGUAUUAACGAAAUCGAGCGUAUGGCCGAUGUUUUGCAGAACUUCCUUGGCGGAAACAUUCCCGACGCACAGCGGCAGACCAAGUUUAGCAUCCUCAAGCUACACUCUAUGUUGCCCUCGGAUCAGCAGGCGCUUGUGUUCCGGAAGCCCCCUCCCGGUCACCGUAAGGUCAUUUUAUCGACCAACAUCGCUGAAAGCUCCGUCACGAUUCCGGACAUAAAGUUUGUUAUCGACUUCUGCCUUCAGCGUUUGCUAGUAACCGAUUCGUUGAACAAUUUCACAAGUCUUCGCACGCAGUGGGCAUCCCGAAACAACUGCAUUCAACGGGCAGGCCGUACCGGGCGUGUUAUGAACGGACGCGUGUACCGUCUGGUGAACAAGCACUUCUACGAUCACGGAAUGGCGCAAUCGGUCGAACCCGAAAUGGUGCGCUGUCCGCUUGGGAUCACGGUGCUAAAAACGAAACGACUCGACAUGGGAGCACCACACACCAUACUGGCUCUAGCGCUUUCGCCACCGAAUCUCUGUGACAUCAGCAACACGGUGUUGCAGCUGAAAGAGCUCGGAGCGCUGCGUCGUACGACGAAGGGCAAGUACGAUCCGCAGGAUGGCGAUCUGACCUACCUUGGGAUGUUGAUGUCACAGCUGCCGGUCGAUUUGCACCUGGCGAAGCUCGUGGUCCUGGGCUACGUGUUUUCCGUGCUCGAUGAAGCGAUCGUUAUAGCCGCGGGAAUGAACGUGAAAAACAUUUUCCGCCAGUUGCGCACGAUCGAGGCGUUCUCGUGCAAGCGGCACUGGGCAGAUGGAUCCAACUCGGACGGGAUAGCGAUUUUGAAUGCGUACAAUACCUGGUGUUCGGUGAAGGAGAUGGGUACCGGUGGGAAUACGGUUAGUUGGUGCCAGCGUUACCAUCUCGAUCUGAAGUCGCUCAGCGAAAUGGCGGAACUGGUGCAGGAGAUAAAGAUGCGGCUUGCGAAACUGAACAUCCGCUCCAUGACCGGAGCGAAGCGUGUCAACUGGACUCGGCGUGAGAAAUCGGUCGUCCUGAAAGUGGUUAUGGCCGGAGCAUUCUAUCCCCACUACUUUAUCCCGGUGUCGAUGAACGAGAGCGAAAUGGGCGACCGGAAGGUGUACAUGGAAGUGGGUGGGCGAGAUCCGUUCAGUACGGUGUUUUUCUCCGGGUUUGAACACGCCAACUACAUCGGUCCGUUGUACCGGCAGCAGAUUAAGCUGCUGCUGACCGAGCGCAAACCAGACCCGGAAAAGCACGCCCUCAUGAAGGUGGAGUUCGAGCGGAGCACAAACAAAAUUUUUAUCCGAUUCCUCCACCCACCCGCCCAGUUAUACGAGGGUUUAGAUGCACCUGAUCGCAUCCAUCCGGGCGUGUUCGACGCGAUCAAACUGCGCCAUGUGCGGUGCGGCCAGUCCGAGCUGAUGGUAAUGCACCACUACGAUGCGAUCUCCUUUGCGACGGAGAAAAAGCUAGGCGUGUGGAAGGACAACGAGUGGCAUCCGCGGUGCAUCGAAAUCCCGAACGCCGAGCUCUCGGUGGAACCGCAAAUUCACUGGCACCGGCUAACGGCCGUCGUGACGCAUGUGGUUCAUCCGAACAAGUUUUACCUGCGUCCGAACGACAAAAACAUACAAAUCUACGAGGAAAUUCAGCACCGGUUGAAUGGCGGUGAACAGUUGCGCUCAUUUGAUUCGGCACAUGUGUUUGAAGCACGCCAGAUCGUCGCAGCCCCGCUGGUAUUCAAUCAAACACAGUUGAUGGCUCGGGCGAAGCUGCUUGUUGAGUCUAAAAACCGGGGAGUAAUCGAAUGGGCGGUGUUCUUCCUUGACUUUGGUGCCACCGCUAACGUGGCAGUAUCGUACUUCCGCCAGCUGGAGGGCACCAUGUUGGAUACGUUGACAAAAAUCCCCGACCGGGUGUUCGAGGCAUCCCUGGCGGAGGUACAACCAUCGGUUGUGUACUCUCCGAAGGACAUCUGGACGGAUGAGACCGUUAAGCACUUUCAGCGUCUGGUGCUGGGAAAAGAAAUGCAUGUCGAAAUUUAUUCGGUUGUGAAUCACGUGGUUAUGGUGGUGCUGCGUUGCAAUGCAACAGAUUCGACUGAGCAAAGCAUCAACCGGGAACUGGUCGCUUCACAGCACGCGCAGUUAUCGGAGGAGUCGUACAUGUCCAAGAUGAACCACGAAAAGCGCCAGCGCGUGCAGCUCGACAUGGAAGUCGACAAGCAGUACCGGGAACAAAUUCUGAAUGAUAGCUCCGAGCAACAGCGCUACCUAGAGGACGACGAACAGCCGGAUCUGGUGUUACCGAGCGAACUGCUAAAGAUGCGACUCACGCUCCGCGGUCCCUACAGUCCGCUCGAGGUGAAGUGCUCCUCGGCGCUGUUCUCCGGCUACCGGAAGCCAGUUGUGAUCGAAAACGAAUCCAUCAACUCGGUGCUACUCGAUACUAACCCACAGAACCCGUACGAUAAGCUGCUGGUGGCGGCCACCAUGAACGAAAUGGGCAAUAAUCGGUUGGUUGCUCGACUGACGUCAAUGAUGCCAAACAUUCCGGGUUUACCCGUGCUCAUGGCGCUCAUAUUCGCUCCCACUUGCAUGCUGAAGAAGGAUCCCGAUGAGACACGUGUCGUGGGCUUGCUGGCAGGAUUAGGCUGCGAGCCAGAAACGAACGCAUCAAUCUACCCUGAACAUGACAUGUCGCUCGCGGCGGAUGUGAUUAUCAGCGAGAAGGACAUUGCAGACAUCAAUGCUCUUCGGUACACGAUGGAUUCCAUACUGCAGGGUGGGUAUACCGAACAGACACCCCUUCUGACGGAACAUAGCAUUGGGUCGUUGAUGGCCAAAGUCAAGGACUACCUCAUCAAGAUUCUUCAACGCGAGCGAAGCAUAACGGAGAAUCGAAGUAUGGCACACGACUUCAAUUGGUUUACGGGUGAUGGACCUAGCAAGACAAAGCGCCGGGAGGCCUCGAAUAAUAUCUACCCUGAUGCGAUAUUCCCGCUCUAUGAUAAUCUUAAUCUACGCCCGAUUCCAGCCAAUCGAAUUGAGUUCUUUAAAGUGCAUUGCGCGGAGCUGCAUAGAUUGACUGAGUCACGAGUGUCUCUUCCAAAGGGAGGUAUAACGUGCCAGCUUUGCAACGUGACUUUGGAAUCUGAACACGCUCUUCGCAUCCACUUCUUUUCUAAAUUGCAUCGGGAUCGUGAGACCAUCAUCAACUUCCGGCGUUAGCAAUAAUUCUGAACCAAGAAAUGAUUUUUUUUAAUACUGAAAUUUACGAUUAACACUAACGAAUUUGCGAAAAGCGACGUCAAAGGUUGCAUAUAACUACGUUUCAUGAAUCUGCAAUCAUUGUUAUGUUUUAUGAAUUCAUUCUACAAAAAAUAAUCCUAAGAAUGACCAUUCAGUAGGGUUCAUCAGUUUCUUUUUCUCUUUACUUUUGUUAUAAUGAAAUAUUACGUUAUUAUCGACAAAGGUCGA